Molecule: messenger RNA, 2289 nt
Organism: Anarrhichthys ocellatus (wolf-eel)
Lineage: Eukaryota; Metazoa; Chordata; Actinopteri; Perciformes; Anarhichadidae
Exons: 3
Coding region: 327-1478 (383 amino acids)
Biological process (GO): SCF-dependent proteasomal ubiquitin-dependent protein catabolic process; protein polyubiquitination
Cellular component (GO): SCF ubiquitin ligase complex
Molecular function (GO): protein binding
Source: RefSeq, a predicted model, not a curated record
CAAAAACAACAACAGAUCUAAACUGUUCGACAUACUGAAUACUGUUCUUUUCUUGCUUUUUAAACUUCUGGAUUUCUAUAAGUUGCUUUACAGUUCCUUAUACAUUCGGAUACAACGCAAUUUCGAAAAAAUGCAACAACUCUGUGUUUUCAGGUUAAAUGUUAUACUCCUUUGUCUCCUGUCUGCUAACGUUAGCUUCUAGCAGGUUAGCUUUUUUAAACUGGGGACGGGAGGGAGCCGCUUGGCCAGAAGAAUUCCCAAGGCCAGAGAUAUCUAUGGCAAAGCCAGACCGCAAGACCACCCGGUGGAGAUUCUGACCUCCACCAAUGACCACCAAUAUCAUUUCAUCAUCUCUCAUCAUGUCGCCGCAGAAGAGACCCCUGGUCCCCGUGAGCAGCCGGCGGAAAGCAGCGGACAACCACUUCCCUUUCAACUUCCUGCCGGUGGAGUGCCAGCUGCACGUACUGUCCUUCCUGAACGAGGUGGACAAAUGCAGCUGUGCCCUGGUUUGCUUGAGCUGGAGCCGCCUCGUCCGCUCGUGGAAGCUGUGGCGGGUGGCGGACUACUCCCGCCGCGGCGUCUUCCACCUGGGCCAGGAGGGGCUGCUGGUUUCCAACCGCGAGUUCGAGAGGUGGAAGGCCUGGGUCCACCAUUACACCCAUCACCUCAUCUCGCGGCGGGCCAGCCUGCUCACGCUGAAGGCCAGCUUUGACCUCGGGGAUCGCUGCAACAAGUGGUGCGAGCUACUGAGUCGCCUGCUGGAGAACGUCCACUGCAGAGACCUCAGCCACCUGAACCUGAACUGGACGUUUACUCUGCUGGAGCCGCUGGACCUCAGGGUCCACUCCAGCUCCAGUUCGCACCAGGACAGCAUUACAAAGAUGGACCAGGUGACCAGUUUUCAGGAGCUGCUGACCAAACUCACCCACAGCUGCCCGCGCGUCUCCAAGAUGCGGUUGCACUUCGACUGGUCGGACGAGUCUGUGUCGCUGCUCACCCAGUUCCAGCAGCUCCGCGUCCUUGAGCUCAAAUACUUCUGGGUCUUUAAAGGGGUGACCCCCACAACACUGCAGACCCUCACCAAAUCCCUACCCAACCUGAAGUCCCUGACUUUACAGAUCCUGGUGCCGCUCAGGAACCUGGGCAUCUCGUACACCCUGGAAUCUCAAUCCCUAGAGUUCCUGGACGUGUCGCCCAGCCGAGGCCUGGUCUUCUCCUGUCUGAGGCUCCCCGCCCUGCGCGAGCUCCGCGCCAAGAAGAUCGUCCGUGGCAUCACGCUGGACCGGAGGACCAGGCUGAGGAUCCAGAGCCGGUGGCCUUGCCUGUACUGCGUCCUCCGGGAGGGGACGCCCAAGCUUCAGGCCCUCAACAAUGAGCGGCUGCUUCCCACAUGGAGAGAGGACGGCUACGGGGAGCUGUCUGCCAUCCUGGAACAGUCCUGUUACUGCGUCCAGCAUCUAGACAGCUGGCUGUGGUAGACGACUGAGACUUGAAAUGAAGAUCCUUCCAUCGGUGGUCCUUAGCGAUGUACUGCUUUUGCACACCAAAGUUUGUCCCCAUUUAGAUAAACUGAGCAUGUUGUCAGGGGGACAAAAAAAGAGUCUUCAAGUGAAAUCAAAGGACUGCAAGUUUUUUCUUUUCUUUUCUAAUUCUUUAAGAGGAAGCUGCUGUUACACGUUCCCAAGAAGACAUUGAUGCACAGCGUGUCUGCAGCUGUUUCUUUUAGAUUUUCUCCGCAAAGCAAAGGUGCUAUAUGCUGAUUGCUCUGUGUUGCGCUGGCUUGGAUACAUUCCCACCAGAGCUCUUUACGCUGGUCUACCUGGAGUUAUGGAGAUUGCCUUUCAAACAGUGAUGGAGCGCUGGGGGAAAAAAAUUGUAUGUGAAGUUUUAUUUUCAUUCCUGUUUUACUAGACUUGUUCCGAUACCAAUACCAGUAUCGAUAAUGCCUCUGAUCACCGAUCUGAUAUCACGUUAUCAUAUCAUAUCAUUUAUUUACGCAAAACAGAAACAAUAAAAAACAUGUGCCACUCGUAUCUGAUCUGAUAUACUGAUCUGUAUAUCCUGCCUGAUCGCACAUAGGCAAACUAGGACUACACACCUGUUUGUAAACACUCGUGCACCCUGAUGAUGCUACAUUGUGAACAACAAAUCAGCAGAGUUACAUUAUGAUUCAAUUGAGUGAAAAUUUGUAUUAGUUGAAAGAAAUGAUAACUUUAUGAUGUGUUCAAAUUCAUUUUUGUAAAAUGUCUUUGGUGAGAAACUUGAAUAAAUCCAGUUGUUUGAAGGAGA